This is a messenger RNA of Radiomyces spectabilis, 1650 nucleotides long. Its product is annotated as phosphate transporter. The coding region runs from base 1 to 1650 and encodes 549 amino acids. The record is from RefSeq and is a predicted model, not a curated record. Lineage: Eukaryota; Fungi; Mucoromycota; Mucoromycetes; Mucorales; Radiomycetaceae. Gene Ontology annotation, biological process: phosphate ion transmembrane transport. Gene Ontology annotation, cellular component: membrane. The transcript has a single exon.
AUGAUGGAAAUCGGCGACUAUACGUGGAUUUUUGCCGUGGCCAUGGUGGUUGCUUUUUGCGACGCCUACGGUAUCGGUGCCAAUGAUGUAGCCAACUCCUUUGCUACUUCUGUUUCUUCUGGUUCGCUCACUCUUGGGCAAGCCUGUAUCAUUGCCUGCUUUACCGAAUUCUUGGGUGCGAUUGCAUUGGGUUCAAAUACCGCCGACACGAUCAAAGGAGGCAUUCUCUCCGUCACUCGAUUCGUCGAAAUGCCCGAAGUUCUUAUGACGGCCAUGUUGUGUGCUUUGUGUGGUUCCGCCACCUGGGUCAUUAUCGCUACCAAGAACGGCUGGCCUGUUAGUACGACCCAUUCGAUUGUGGGUGCCGUGCUUGGUGUCGGUAUCGCUGCUUUCGGUGGAGAAUCGAUCAACUGGGGCUGGAGCGGUAUUUCCCAGAUCAUUGCUUCUUGGUUUAUUUCACCUGUCAUUGCUGGUCUGGUGUCCGCCGCCAUUUACCUUAUCACCAAAUACGCUAUUCUCCGUCAAGUGGAGAGUGUCAAAUGGGGUCUCCGACUUAUUCCCGUCUAUUUCUUCUUCACGACCGCCAUCGAAGCCUUUUACAUCAUCUACAAGGGUGCUCCCGGUACCGGUGCCAGUAAAAUGUCCAUUGGUGCCAUCAUUGGCAUUUCUUUCGGUAUUGCGUCCUUCUUUGCUGCCUUUGCUUGGUUCUUCUUCUGUCCCUGGCUCAAGCGUCGUGUCGUGGAUCGCGAAGAUGUUCGCUGGUACCAUGUGUUUUACAUUCAUUUUGUUCCCAAACGUCCACGCAUCGGCGAAGACAAAGAACAGCAAGCGGUUGCCCCUGUCGAAAUCGAAGAACCCAAUAGUGCCAACGACGAUGAUAUGCAAACCGCCGACGGCAAGAAGCUCAGCGAGAAGAAGUUGGACGACGAUGUCUCUGCCAGCACGAAUCCCGAAACCGCUGAAGUUCCGCCGGUUGGAAUCAAGGCUCGUGCGCGCCACUACGGAAAACGUGCUCUGGAUUUCGCUCUUCAAGGUGUUCGCAAGGAUGUCCGCAACCUCGAUAGCAGCCAUUUGAAGAAUGUGCACGCCGCUGCUGAAUUGUAUGAAGAUGACGUUGAAUACAUGUUCUCAUUCCUUCAAGUGUUGACCGCUUGUAUGGCUUCGUUUGCUCACGGUUCGAACGAUGUGUCCAAUGCUGUGGGUCCUUUGUCGGCUAUUUUCGGUAUCUGGGAAACGGCUGAAGUCGAUGUAUCCGGCAAAGUGCCUGUGCCCGUUUGGAUUCUCGCUUACGGUGGUGUUGCUAUUGAUAUCGGUCUGGCUACAAUGGGUUACCGUAUCAUGCGAUCCCUUGGCAACAAUAUCAUCUAUUUCACUCCUAGCCGUGGUUUCUCAGCUGAGCUGGGAGCGGCUCUCACUGUCUUGACGUGCUCCAAACUUGGUUUGCCCGUGUCUACGACCCAUUGCAUCACUGGUGCUACGGCGGCCAUUGGUCUUUGCAAUGGCAGCGUGAAAGCGGUCAACUGGCGAAUGCUAUCUUGGUGUUUCUUUUCCUGGAUUUUGACGCUUCCUUUUGCGGGUUUAACAGCUGGUCUUUUGUUUGCGUUUGCUAAUUAUUCUCCUUCCACCCUCAUGGUCGUCACCCCCUCUUAA